Erythranthe guttata (spotted monkey flower) is the source of this 2826-nucleotide messenger RNA. Its product is annotated as cell division cycle protein 48 homolog. Gene Ontology annotation, cellular component: cytosol; VCP-NPL4-UFD1 AAA ATPase complex; nucleus. Gene Ontology annotation, biological process: autophagosome maturation; retrograde protein transport, ER to cytosol; mitotic spindle disassembly. The record is from RefSeq and is a predicted model, not a curated record. Lineage: Eukaryota; Viridiplantae; Streptophyta; Magnoliopsida; Lamiales; Phrymaceae. Gene Ontology annotation, molecular function: polyubiquitin modification-dependent protein binding; ATP hydrolysis activity; ATP binding.
GGGUGAGGACUCUGAAGUCGAACAUAACUAGGAUUGGAUAGUACUACGGCGUACAACUCGCUCUAUAUAUAUACGUAUACGAACGAACCCCAUUAAAAUAUCUCUACAUCUCCAAUUCUUCUCACCAAGCGGAUUCACAUCUCGAAACCCCUGUUAUUCAGAUCGUCGGAGAUAUGAGUCACCAAGCUGAGUCGUCUGACGCGAAAGGUGGGAAGAAGGACUUCUCGACCGCGAUAUUGGAGAGGAAAAAGGCAGCGAAUCGGCUCGUCGUUGAUGAGGCGGUCAACGAUGACAACUCCGUUGUCGCUCUCCACCCCGCCACUAUGGAAAAGCUCCAGCUUUUCCGCGGAGACACUAUUUUGAUUAAGGGGAAGAAAAGAAAGGAUACAGUUUGCAUUGCCCUUGCUGAUGAAACUUGUGAAGAGCCAAAGAUUCGGAUGAACAAGGUUGUCAGAUCAAAUUUGAGGGUUCGUCUAGGGGACGUUGUAUCUGUGCAUCAAUGCCCAGAUGUUAAAUAUGGAAAGCGCGUCCACAUACUCCCCUUGGAUGAUACAAUAGAAGGGAUCACUGGGGAUCUUUUCGAUGCAUAUCUCAAACCUUACUUUCUGGAGGCAUAUCGCCCUGUGAGGAAAGGAGACCAUUUUCUUGUUAGAGGAGGGAUGAGAAGUGUGGAAUUUAAAGUUGUUGAGGCUGAUCCAGGGGAGUACUGUGUUGUGGCCCCUGAUACUGAGAUCUUCUGUGAAGGGGAACCUGUGAGGAGAGAGGAUGAGGAAAGGCUGGACGAGGUUGGCUAUGAUGAUGUGGGUGGCGUUAGGAAGCAGAUGGCUCAGAUCCGUGAAUUAGUGGAGUUGCCACUGAGGCAUCCUCAGCUUUUCAAAUCUAUUGGUGUGAAACCCCCCAAAGGAAUUUUGCUUUUUGGCCCCCCAGGUUCUGGAAAGACUUUAAUUGCUCGAGCUGUUGCUAAUGAAACUGGCGCUUUCUUCUUUUUGAUAAAUGGGCCGGAAAUUAUGUCCAAACUGGCUGGAGAGAGUGAGAGCAAUCUGAGAAAGGCAUUUGAGGAGGCUGAGAAGAAUGCUCCAUCUAUUAUAUUUAUUGAUGAAAUUGAUUCGAUUGCACCUAAGCGAGAGAAGACCAACGGUGAAGUUGAGAGGAGGAUUGUUUCUCAACUCUUGACUCUCAUGGAUGGGUUGAAAUCUCGUGCCCAUGUUAUUGUCAUGGGGGCCACUAACCGGCCCAACAGCAUUGACCCGGCUCUUAGAAGGUUUGGUAGGUUUGACAGGGAAAUAGACAUUGGUGUCCCUGAUGAGGUUGGACGCCUUGAAGUUCUUAGGAUUCAUACAAAGAACAUGAAGCUUUCAGAUGAUGUUGAUUUAGAAAGAAUAUCAAAGGACACACAUGGAUAUGUUGGUGCGGAUCUUGCAGCUCUCUGCACUGAAGCAGCGCUCCAGUGUAUCAGAGAGAAAAUGGAUGUCAUUGAUUUGGAAGAUGAUACAAUUGAUGCUGAGAUACUCAACUCCAUGGCUGUCUCGAAUGAGCACUUCCACACUGCUCUAGGGACAAGCAAUCCUUCUGCUUUGCGGGAGACGGUUGUUGAAGUACCCAAUGUCUCUUGGGAAGAUAUCGGAGGGCUUGAAAAUGUCAAGAGGGAGCUUCAGGAGACCGUUCAAUACCCAGUGGAACAUCCAGAGAAAUUUGAGAAAUUUGGUAUGUCACCUUCAAAGGGUGUUCUUUUCUAUGGUCCUCCUGGAUGUGGUAAGACUCUGCUAGCCAAGGCAAUCGCAAAUGAAUGUCAGGCCAACUUUAUCAGUAUAAAAGGACCUGAACUACUCACUAUGUGGUUUGGAGAGAGUGAAGCUAAUGUCCGUGAAAUAUUUGACAAGGCUAGACAAUCUGCUCCAUGUGUUCUCUUCUUUGACGAGCUUGACUCUAUUGCUACUCAGAGAGGAAGCAGUGGUGGAGAUGCCGGUGGUGCGGCAGACCGUGUUCUUAACCAACUUCUGACUGAAAUGGAUGGCAUGAACGCAAAGAAGACCGUUUUUAUAAUUGGGGCCACUAACAGACCCGACAUAAUUGAUCCUGCACUUCUUCGCCCAGGUCGUCUUGAUCAGUUAAUAUAUAUCCCUCUGCCAGAUGAGGAUUCUCGUCACCAGAUCUUCAAAGCCUGCCUCCGAAAAUCUCCACUUUCGAAAAAUAUUGAUUUGCGAGCUCUUGCCAAGUAUACUCAAGGAUUUAGUGGUGCAGAUAUCACAGAAAUAUGCCAGAGGGCUUGCAAAUAUGCCAUAAGGGAGAACAUUGAGAAGGACAUAGAAAGGGAGACUAGGAGAAAGAACAAUCCAGAUUCCAUGGAGGAGGAUAUUGAUGACGAAGUUUCCGAAAUAACCCCUGCACAUUUCGAAGAGUCCAUGAAAUACGCUCGUAGAAGUGUGAGUGAUGCUGAUAUACGCAAGUACCAGGCCUUUGCUCAGACCCUGCAGCAGUCUCGUGGAUUCGGAACAGAGUUCCGGUUUACCGAGUCAGCACCUGGGGCAGCGGCAUCUGGAUCCGAUCCAUUUGCAGCCUCUGCUGUUGGAGCUGAUGAAGACGAUUUGUACAGUUAGUUUAUCUGGGAUUUCCGAAUUUUUAGUUUGCAGCAAACUCCCAGAUUCAGUUACAUGCACUAUGUGUAUUCACCAGAAAUGGUUGAGCACUUUUCGCUUUAUAUUUCGGAAAACUAAUUUAUUUCUUAACUUAAAAUUCCUUUUGUCAACUUGUCCUAUCCUAAUACAGUCUUUCCUGUUAUUGAUUUGGUACCCCAAUUACUGUUUAUUUAUCGACUGGCUUAAACUA